This is a messenger RNA of Leptonychotes weddellii (Weddell seal), 2821 nucleotides long. Lineage: Eukaryota; Metazoa; Chordata; Mammalia; Carnivora; Phocidae. The record is from RefSeq and is a predicted model, not a curated record.
UUUAGUCAGGCAGUACGUCGGGCGCCUAGCUGGCGCAAGGCUGAGGUCGAAAAGUCCUCCGCUCGGCAGCCCCUAUCGGAGCGCUUUGCAUUUUCGUCCUCUUCUGCUCAAGAUGGUGGCCUCCCGGGCGAUAGGCAGUCUCAGUCGCGCCACUGCCUCCAGGAUGCUCCGCUGCCCAGGUUAUAUUUGCCGCAACUUUUCAGCGUCCUCUGCUUUGCAAACCAGAACCCAUAUUAACUAUGGAGUCAACGGGGAUGUGGCUGUUGUUCGAAUUAACUCACCCAAUUCAAAGGUAAACACACUAAAUAAAGAACUGCAGUCAGAGUUCGUGGAAGUAAUGAAUGAAAUCUGGACUAGUGAUCAAAUCAGAAGUGCUGUCCUUAUCUCAUCGAAGCCAGGCUGCUUUAUUGCAGGUGCUGACAUCGGCAUGUUAGCCUCUUGCAAGACCCCUGAAGAGGCAACACAAGUAUCACAGGAAGGACAGAGAAUGUUUGAGAAACUUGAGAAGUCCACAAAGCCUAUUGUGGCUGCCAUCAGUGGAACCUGCUUAGGAGGAGGACUUGAGCUUGCCAUUUCCUGCCAAUAUAGAAUAGCAACCAAAGAUAGAAAAACAGUAUUAGGUACCCCUGAAGUCUUGCUGGGCAUCUUACCAGGAGCAGGAGGCACACAAAGGCUGCCCAAAAUGGUGGGUGUACCUGCUGCUUUUGACAUGAUGCUGACUGGUAGAAACAUUCGUGCAGACAGAGCAAAGAAAAUGGGACUGGUUGACCAAUUGGUGGAACCCCUGGGACCAGGAUUAAAACCUCCAGAGGAGCGGACAAUUGAAUACUUAGAAGAAGUUGCAGUCACUUUUGCCAAAGGACUAUCUGAUAAGAAAAUCUCUAUAAAGAGAGACAAGGGAUUAGUAGAAAAAUUGAUGUCAUAUGCCAUGAGUAUUCCAUUUGUCAGGCAACAGAUUUACAAAAAGGUGGAAGAAAAAGUACGAAAACAGACCAAAGGCCUUUAUCCUGCACCUCUGAAAAUAAUUGAUGUGGUAAAGACUGGAAUUGAGCAAGGGAAUGAUGCUGGCUAUCUCUCUGAAUCUAAGGUAAAGUUCUUUCCUUUCAAUUUAUUAUUAUUAGAUUCAAGAAAAUCAAGAUCUAAAAUUCUUUGUAAAGCUAAAAAAAAAAAUACCCAAAGCCUACCCAAAAUGUUUUCCUUCUAUAACGCCAGCCAAGAAAUAGAAGGUUCAAGAGUUUUGAUCCCAGCCCCACCUUCAGUGUGUAAUUACGGCACAUUUCCUCACAUCCUCGUUUUCCACGAAGUCGUGCUGUUUUCAGUGUUCCAUAACAAUAUGGCAAUGAGAUGGAAACCAUCAAAAUCCACAAACAUGAGAAUUUCUAGUCUUGAUACCAAAGACUGUGUUUUUUCUAGAUUGAAUGAUAAAGUGAAGAAGAAAGCUCUAACAUCAUUUGAAAGGGACUCCAUUUUCAGCAACUUGACUGGGCAGCUCGAUUACCAGGGUUUUGAAAAGGCUGACAUGGUGAUUGAAGCUGUUUUUGAGGACCUUAGUCUUAAGCACAGAGUGCUAAAGGAAGUAGAAGCGCUGAUUCCGGAUCACUGUGUCUUUGCCAGUAACACAUCUGCUCUCCCAAUCCGUGAAAUUGCUGCUGUCAGCAAAAGACCCGAGAAGGUGAUUGGCAUGCACUACUUCUCUCCUGUGGACAAGAUGCAGCUGCUGGAGAUCAUCACAACCGAGAAAACGUCUAAGGACACAACCGCUUCGGCGGUAGCCGUUGGGCUCAAGCAGGGGAAGGUCAUCAUUGUGGUUAAGGAUGGACCUGGCUUCUACACCACCAGGUGUCUCGCACCCAUGAUGUCUGAAGUCCUUAGGAUCCUCCAGGAAGGAGUUGAGCCUAAGAAGCUGGAUUCCCUUACCACAAACUUUGGCUUUCCUGUGGGUGCUGCCACACUGGUGGAUGAAGUGGGUGUGGAUGUAGCAAAACACGUCGCGGAAGAUCUGGGCAAAGCCUUUGGGGAGCGGUUUGGAGGUGGAAGCCUAGAACUGCUGAAGCAGAUGGUGUCCAGGGGCUUCCUGGGUCGCAAAUCUGGGAAGGGCUUUUAUAUCUACCAGGAGGGUGUGAAGAAUAAGAAUGUGAAUUCUGACAUGGACAGUAUUUUGGCAAGUCUGAAGGUGCCCCCAAAGUCUGACGUCUCCUCUGACGAAGACAUCCAGUACCGCCUGCUGACCAGAUUCGUGAAUGAGGCCGUCCUGUGCCUGCAGGAAGGGAUCUUGGCCACACCCGCAGAGGGAGACAUCGGAGCCGUCUUCGGGCUCGGCUUUCCCCCAUGUCUUGGAGGGCCCUUCCGCUUCGUGGAUCUGCACGGUGCUCAGAAGAUAGUGGACCGGCUCAGGAAGUACGAGGCCGCCUAUGGAAAACAGUUCACCCCGUGCCAACUGCUCAUCGACCACGCUAACAGCCCUGACAGGAAGUUCUGCCAGUGAGCGGGCCCCCGCCCAGCCAGCGGUGCUGGUUCUCCGGCAGAGUGGCAUCUAGACGCAUCAGAGGAACCGGAAGGCAAACAAACUUUGGCACUGGGUGUGCGCCCUGACCAAAGUGCCUUCAGUUAGGACAGUCUCUCCCUCCUGGUGAAGUGUGGCUGUGAAUGAGUUUGCACCUCACGUUAGGAGGAACCCGUAAGUCCCGACACCCCGAGUGCCGGCGUCUCCAGAGCUGACUUGCUGCCUGCUCCGCCGGGGCCGGUGGUGGCCGGUGGCAGCCCGGGCAGUUCUGCACCCGGCCACCUGUGUGAUAACAAUAAAAACCAAACUCUAACAGCC